This is a messenger RNA of Penicillium antarcticum, 363 nucleotides long. RefSeq lists its product as uncharacterized. Lineage: Eukaryota; Fungi; Ascomycota; Eurotiomycetes; Eurotiales; Aspergillaceae. The transcript has a single exon. Gene Ontology annotation, biological process: carotene catabolic process. The record is from RefSeq and is a predicted model, not a curated record. The coding region runs from base 1 to 363 and encodes 120 amino acids. Gene Ontology annotation, molecular function: carotenoid dioxygenase activity.
AUGAACUCCAAAUUUGUCACCGAGAAAUACCGUUACACGUAUGCUACAACCUUCCGGGGCGAGUCGACCAUUACAGAUGGUAUCAUGAAGUUCGAUUGCGACACCCAGGAGUCCAGUCUUUGGGCGCGUCAGGGUCACUCGCCCGGCGCGCCGAUUUUCGUCGCUGACCCAGAUGGCGUGAGCGAAGAUGACGGCGUCCUCCUCAGUGUUGUUCUUGAUGGCAUGACUUGCAAGAGCAAUCUGCUCUGUCUAGAUGCUGGCAAGCUGGCUGAACUUGGCAGGGCGGAUGUCAAGGGUGCUGUUGUCUUCGGUUUCCAUGGAAAGCACGUUCCAGUUGUCGGUCUGCCUACUGGUGAGUACUAA